AUCCAAAUAGAAACCUUCGGUAAUUUCAACUGCCAUAGAUCUCGUCAAUCACCACCGUCACCGUCACCGUCGUCGUCGUCGCCAUGGCAUCGAACGGAAAAUCACUAUUCCAGAGCCUAAAGCGCUACAUCAAGGCCCCAUGGAACUACACCGGCCCUCAAACGAGCCCGGAGUACUUGUCCGCCGUCCCAAAGGCGACGGAGUAUCGUGUUUUCUGCCCCGCCACCGUUCCGGCUAAGGCCAUCGUGCCUACAUCUAAUCCCGAAACCGUCUACGACAUCAAAUACUUCUCUCGAGAUCAGCGCCGCAACCGCCCUCCUAUCAAACGCACCGUCCUGAAGAAGGCCGAUAUCCAGAAGAUGAUGGCGGAGCAAACAUUUGAUGUCAACGAUUUCCCCAAACCUUACUUGACUGCUAAGGUUCAGGAGGACGAGAACGCCAUAGGCGGAGGCUAUCAAUAAUGAGGU
Molecule: messenger RNA, 467 nt
Organism: Ipomoea triloba (trilobed morning glory)
Lineage: Eukaryota; Viridiplantae; Streptophyta; Magnoliopsida; Solanales; Convolvulaceae
Exons: 1
Coding region: 84-461 (125 amino acids)
Source: RefSeq, a predicted model, not a curated record